Diaporthe amygdali is the source of this 1317-nucleotide messenger RNA. RefSeq lists its product as uncharacterized. Bases 1 to 1317 code for a protein of 438 amino acids. Lineage: Eukaryota; Fungi; Ascomycota; Sordariomycetes; Diaporthales; Diaporthaceae. The transcript has 2 exons. The record is from RefSeq and is a predicted model, not a curated record.
AUGAUCGCCGUGCGCCCUCGGCCCGUCAUAGGCAUCUCGAUCGCCCUGCUCAUCCUCACCAGCUUCUACCUCCUCCACCCCAACCGCAACGCCCUGCACGUCCCCUCGAGCUUCUCCGCCCCAUUCAGCGCCUUCAGCGGCUCGCCCACCGCGCCAGACUCGUCCUCCUCGAAAUCCAGCGUCGCCGAGAAACCAUACGGCAGGGACUACCAUGGCCACUCGACUCCUACCGACAUCAACCGUGUGACCAACGACACCCUCGGCUUCGCCAAGGUCUUUGUCGUCGGCCUGCCCGAGCGCACCGACAAGAGGGAUGCCAUCUCGCUGUCGUCAGCGUUGACGGGGUUCGAUAUCGAGUGGGUUGAUGGCGUGCGCGGCGAGACUAUCCCGGACAAGGCUGUUCCAUACGGCAUUGACCGGAAAAAGUUGAUGGAGACAAAUCUGGGUAGCUGGAGGGGCCAUAUGAAUGCGAUCCGGAGAGUUGUCGAACAGAACCUCGAUUCAGCCCUCAUAAUGGAAGAUGACAUGGACUGGGACGUCCGCCUCAAACCCCAACUCGAACUCGUCGCAGCCGGCGCCCGCGCCGUCAUGUCCAACUUGCCCCAUACCUACUUCCCGACUGGCCGACCAUCCUCCUCCGCUGGGCCCAUCCCGAGCAGCCCUUACGGCGACGACUGGGACAUCCUCUGGUUGGGGCAUUGCGGGGAGCCGUUUCCGGAGGAUUUGCCCGAGAACAAGGAGCUGCCAGAAGACGACGCCGGCAAGGUGGCAAUGAUGCGGCGGUACACGAUCCUUAAUGACGCGACUGUACCCCCGCUGGACCACGUCACAGGCAUCGUGGACUUCAAGGCGCAUCCUGAGCGCACACGUUGGGUACACAUCACCGCCGCCCCGAUCUGCACCUUCGCCUACGCAGUGUCAAACCGCGGCGCGCAGAAGAUCCUGUACGACCUCAGCGUCGACCGCCUAUCAGGCCCCUUCGACAACGCCCUGGCCUGGCUGUGCCGCCGCUCCGUGGGCGGGUGGAGCAAGCUGGCCGCCCUGGCUGCCGCUGGGGACCCACAGGACCGCGAGGGCACGCUGGGCGACCGGGGGCUGGACGCCAAGUGCCUGAGCGUGACGCCGCCCGUGUUCUUCCACCACAAGGCCAAGGGGAACAUCCAUGGGGACAGCGACAUCCAGAACGUAGGCGGCGAGGGCGAGCAGGAGCAGCCGCCUGUGAUACGGGAGAAGGGUAGCACUGAGAAUGUCAUGUGGAGCGCGCGGUUGAACAUCUUGAAUAUGAUACAAGGGACGGCGAUGAAGAGCCAGUGGUGA